GGUCGUGAAUUUCAGAUUUACUGUGACAUGGUAUCAUUUGGUGGUGGGUGGAGUCUCAUAUAUUCGAGUCGUGAUGAUUCUACUGGUGACAACAACAUGCAAAAAGGGAAUAAGUACACUGCACACAUCACUAGCCUCGACCCAGGAAAUGCAAACAAGCGUCUGGCGUACGACGUAUUUAAAGACAUAGAGCAAAGCAGUGGAGGAUACGAAGAAGUGAUGCUGACUGGAUACAGAGACUACAGAUUUAAGAGGCCGUUGAUCAAGAUGUACUUCCACAAAAUUUCAACAUCAGGACUUACCUUCAGUCAGUUUAUAGCAAGAGGAAUGGGUGGUUCAAGAAGUGGCUGUGGCACUUCGUAUUCUUACUACGGCACAGAAAUAAGCAGCGGCAAACCUAUUGCUCUCAGCUGGGAAAACUAUGCUUUCGUUGCUGGAGCGAUGUCUUCCAGCUGUUCCUGGUAUAAAGAAAUCUGGAAUGAGAUUGAUGAAGAUGGUGGACAUUUACUUGCUCCACAAGACUGGGAUCGUGCUGAAUCAUACAGCGGUCAGUCUCGCUCUAGCGGAAGUUGCGCAAGUCGCGAUCUCUUUCACAUCUUCAUCCGCUGAUGGAGUCAAAGGGCUUCAAUUGAUGACUAUUGGUUCGUAGUUUAAACUUGCCAUUUAAAAAUGUAAAUGAAACGACAACACCGGUGGUAGGCAAACCUCGGUAGGCAUUAUUAGUCUGUAGUAGUUUGGACACUGAAU
Corticium candelabrum is the source of this 747-nucleotide messenger RNA. RefSeq lists its product as uncharacterized. NCBI's taxonomy places the organism in Eukaryota, Metazoa, Porifera, Homoscleromorpha, Homosclerophorida, Plakinidae. The transcript has 5 exons. The record is from RefSeq and is a predicted model, not a curated record. Bases 28 to 609 code for a protein of 193 amino acids.